AUGGAGGCACCAAAGAAAGCUCCAGCACCCAAGAAGGGCUUCAAGAAGGCGAUGACCAAGGUCCCCGGCAAGAAGAGGAAGAGCCGCAAGGAAGUCUUCUCUAUCAACGUGUACAAGGUGCUGAAGCAUUUGCAACCCGACAUCAGCAUCUCCACCAAGGCCAUGGCCAUCAUGAACUCCUUCGUGAUGGACAUCUUCGAGCGUAUAGCCGGGGAGGCCUCCCGCCUGGCUCUCUACAACAAGCGCUCCACCAUCACCUCCCGGGACAUCCAAACCGCCGUCCGCCUGCUGCUGCCCGGGGGGCUGGCCAGGUACGCCAUGUCCGAGGGCACCAAGGCCGUGACCAAGUACAACAGCUCCAAGUGAACUGCGGGGACCCGCUUCCACCCAACGGCUCUUUUAAGAGCCACCCACCGGCUGGAGACAAACGGUCCUGAUGCUUCCAUGUUCACACUCACCUGCUCCGUCCUCCAGUUCCCAUGAAGCUGAUCAGAGCCAGGUGGAGGGUUUAGAUCCCAUGGGUCACAUGUUUCAUAUGAGACUCAUUAUGCAUCAAUAUGAGCUAAAACACCAGAUUACAAACAGCUUCUGAUCUAAACCUCAAACUAGAUCCCAACUGUUUGUUUUACAGCAGCUUCAUCUGACACGUGUCAAUGAUUGACGAGGUGCAGAGGAAGUGACUGUGAUAACACUGGACUGAUGUUACUCAUGUAGAUGCUUCAUACAAUAAUAAUGAACUGGGAUGGAUUCAUAAUUAUAUUUGAUCUGUCAGCUCCACUUCCUUCCACUGUCCAGAAACUAAGAGCUGAACAGAAACCAUCUCUGAGAGGAACUCAUUUAACUACUGAACACAACUGCACAUACAUU
Messenger RNA from Platichthys flesus (European flounder), 867 nucleotides. RefSeq names its product histone H2B type 1-B-like. Bases 1 to 366 code for a protein of 121 amino acids. The record is from RefSeq and is a predicted model, not a curated record. Gene Ontology annotation, cellular component: nucleosome. Gene Ontology annotation, molecular function: structural constituent of chromatin; DNA binding; protein heterodimerization activity. Lineage: Eukaryota; Metazoa; Chordata; Actinopteri; Pleuronectiformes; Pleuronectidae. The transcript has a single exon.